AUGUCGUUCACCUUCCAGGUGCAGAAGAUCAAUCAGUCUUUCGACCAGAUUGCAGCAUGGUACCACGAGUUCAUGCGUAGAACAGAGUUGUGUUUUCGGAAGAUGCACGAACGUAUCCUGGUCCUGGAGCAGAAACAGAACAUACAAGGGCCUACGGACGAGCAAGUCGAGCGUGUGCUACGCAAGAUCCUAGACGAAAGAUUUUCGGAUCUCGCCACGCAUCAUGUACGGAAGCACGACACUACACAAGACCGCAGUUGGUUCGUCAAAGAUCCCAACGACUUUCCUUAUCCCAGAUCGAUCAAGAUGGACGUUGCUUCGCUCCUCAUCCAACCGGACGCCGUUCCUUCCAAGGCCUACUCAGAAACAUUCCGGAUGCUAGAGAAUGGGUUAAGAAGUUUUCCUGUCGACCACUCAAUGGACUCGGACGACGAAGAAGAUUAUAAAAUUAACGUUGGUAUAAGAGAUGGUCGCUCUUCACGUAGUGUCUGA
This is a messenger RNA of Alternaria arbusti, 492 nucleotides long. RefSeq lists its product as uncharacterized. The transcript has 2 exons. The record is from RefSeq and is a predicted model, not a curated record. Lineage: Eukaryota; Fungi; Ascomycota; Dothideomycetes; Pleosporales; Pleosporaceae. The coding region runs from base 1 to 492 and encodes 163 amino acids.